CCUUUAUGAGUGGCCGGAGUACACGCCCUCGGGUGUAGUGCGUAGUUGGUGGUGGGUCUGACUGGCGGGAGUGUAUCAUCGCGGUUUUGACACUCCGUGCACAAUUGCAGUGAUCGUCCCACUGCCCCGCGGCGCUCACGCUCGCUGCGUAAGAGCCAUUGUGUUUGAUUCGAAAGAUUGAUGAGGUCGUAAAGCUGUGUGUUGUGAAUUGAGCUACAUUGCAUUGUGACCUGGUUUCUAGAGAGAGCUGGGAGGUGACGCGAUGGCUAACGCGAAACCCGCCUUAGUUUUAUUACUGGUGACUCUUAUCUCGUUCAGUUGCAGUGGUUCAGCUCAGGAGACCGUCCAGUAUGUCCCGUUGUCAAGCUCCUCUUUCAAGGAAAACCUCGUUGCAGUAUGGAACGAGCACAAUGCGGGCGCCUAUGGAGAUGAAGUGCAGCUGUCUCUCAACAAGGUCGACAAUGUGUCCGAAGGGGUCACGAUCACGACCACAACCAAAUAUUACUGCGGGUACUUCAGAGCGUCGGUGAGGUUGCCGAGGGGUGAUAGCAGCGGAACUGUUGCCACUUUAUAUCUCGCCUCACCUGGACCCGACCAUAGCGAAGUCGACUUUGAAUUCCUCGGCAACAAGACCAACACCCAGCCCGGAAACAACGAAAUCGUCCUUCAGACUAACAUUUUUGCUGCUGGUGUCGGCAAUCGGGAGCAGCGAAUCAGUCUCUGGUUUGAUCCAACUGAAGAUUUCCACUACUACAGCGUCAUCUGGAACCAUAAAACAGUCUCAAUGUACGUGGACGAGGUUUUGAUCAGGAUCUUCCAGAACUACGAAGACCAAGGAGUGCCCUAUUUGCGCAGCGACAAGGCCAUGCAGGUGUACAUGAGCAUCUUCGAUGGCUCCAGCUGGGCUACCCGAGGGGGACUGGACAAGAUUGACUGGUCCCACUCCCCAUUCAACGUCCGUUAUAAGGAUAUCAUUAUCGAUGCCUGCGUGGUUGAUCCGGCCAGCAUUAUGGCCUCUCCAUGCGCUAGGCCAGAAGCAGACAACUGGUGGAACCAACCCUACUUCCACUCCCUGCCUGCGGACCGCCUCGCUUUCAUGGAUCAGGUCAUGAAGGACCACUGCAUUUACGACUACUGCAUCGACACUAAGCGAUUCCCCGUGCCCCCGCCGGAGUGCACUCUCCCACGCCGUUAGAACAGCGGCUUCUGGUUCGUUCAUGUGGAUUAAUUCUUUGAAGAAUUACGAUCUAUGAUAUUCAUGUAAUUCUUUUAUUUAUUAUUGAUCUCUUGAGUGUCAUCGACGAGCUAAUUACAAUUCCAUUUUCCAUUAUGUAAUUCUUGCUUGAUCUUGAAUGGAUCCGAUGUGGUAAGCCUAUUGGAUAAUUAGAGUAUGUAACUUAGUCUUUAUUAAAAUAACAGAAAAACAUAGUCUGAGGUCGUGACAUGGUAGAAGACUGAACCACAUGUGGUGGUUUUUAUUUCGUCAAUAAGCCUUAUUCUUUCAGCUUUAUGAAAGUAAGUAAUACUUCGUAAUCUGAUUAGCAUAUGUAAGUAAGUAAGACUUCGAGUAGCCACUACUUGUUGAAACUGGAUUUUCUAGGAAUUAAAUAUUCUAAUAAACCUCGUCAUCAAUUGUAAUC
Molecule: messenger RNA, 1640 nt
Organism: Physcomitrium patens
Lineage: Eukaryota; Viridiplantae; Streptophyta; Bryopsida; Funariales; Funariaceae
Product: xyloglucan endotransglucosylase/hydrolase protein 9
Biological process (GO): xyloglucan metabolic process; cell wall biogenesis
Cellular component (GO): apoplast; cell wall
Molecular function (GO): hydrolase activity, hydrolyzing O-glycosyl compounds; xyloglucan:xyloglucosyl transferase activity
Source: RefSeq, a predicted model, not a curated record